Molecule: messenger RNA, 2820 nt
Organism: Saccharomyces paradoxus
Lineage: Eukaryota; Fungi; Ascomycota; Saccharomycetes; Saccharomycetales; Saccharomycetaceae
Gene: IST2
Product: Ist2p
Exons: 1
Coding region: 1-2820 (939 amino acids)
Biological process (GO): chloride transmembrane transport
Cellular component (GO): cortical endoplasmic reticulum
Molecular function (GO): chloride channel activity
Source: RefSeq, a predicted model, not a curated record
AUGUCGCAGACAAUUACAUCUCUAGAUCCAAACUGUGUUAUUGUAUUCAAUAAGACUUCAGGUGCAAACGAGAAAAGUUUGCAUGUCGAAUUUAAACGCUUGAAUAUUCAUUCUGUUAUCGAACCCGGCCAUGAUUUGAAGACGAGUUAUGCGUUUAUCAGAAUCCAUCAGGAUAAUGCGAAGCCGCUCUUUUCAUUUUUGCAGAAUUUGGAUUUUAUUGAAUCCAUCAUACCAUAUCAUGAUACUGAACUGUCCGACGAUUUGCAUAAAUUGAUAUCUAUAAGCAAAUCAAAAAUACUGGAGACCCCAAAACAGUAUGAGUUGUACAACUUAUCGAAUUUGACCAAUAAUCCCAAACAGUCCUUAUAUUUUGCAUUCUUACAAAACUAUAUAAAAUGGUUGAUUCCGUUCUCCUUUUUUGGAUUAUCGAUUAGAUUUUUAUCUAAUUUUACAUAUGAGUUCAAUUCCACGUACUCGUUGUUCGCCAUCUUAUGGACUCUGUCAUUUGCAGCCUUCUGGCUUUAUAAAUAUGAACCAUUUUGGUCUGAUAGACUGAGCAAAUUCUCUUCAUUUUCUACCAUUGAGUUUCUCCAAGAUAAAGAGAAAACUCAAAGAAAUGCCGGUUCAGUUAUCACGUUAAAAAAAUGUUGUUUUAUUCCUGUGGCUUUGCUCUUUGGUCUAGUACUACUAUCAUUCCAGUUAUAUUGCUUUGCACUAGAGAUUUUCAUCAAGCAGAUUUACAACGGUCCAAUGAUUUCUAUUUUAUCAUUUUUGCCUACUGUACUGAUUUGUACGUUCACUCCAGUUUUAACGGUUAUUUACAACAAAUAUUUUGUAGAUCCAAUGACAAAAUGGGAAAAUCAUAACAGUGUUGUGAGUGCAAAGAAAUCUAAGGAAGCUAAGAACUUUGUUAUUAUUUUUCUAUCCAGCUAUGUUCCCUUAUUAAUUACAUUAUUCCUUUACCUGCCAAUGGGGCAUUUGCUAACGGCUGAAAUUAGAGCCAAGCUUUUCAAUGCCUUUUCGAUUCUGGCCCGUUUACCUACCCAUGAUUCCGAUUUUGUUAUUGAUACAAAGCGCUAUGAGGGUCAAUUUUUCUACUUUAUUGUUAUCAAUCAAUUGAUUCAAUUUAGCAUGGAAAAUUUUGUUCCGAGCCUUAUUAGUAUUGCUCAACAGAGAAUUAAUGGACCAAAUCCUAGCUUUGUUAAAGCCGAGAAUGAAAUCGGUAAGGCCCAACUCAGUCCAUCCGACAAGAAAAUUUGGUCGAAGGUUAAAUCAUACGAAACAGACCCAUGGGGAGCAACAUUCGAUAUGGAUGCCAACAUCAAAAAGCUCCUUCUACAAUUUGGGUACCUUGUUAUGUUUUCAACGAUUUGGCCACUAGCUCCAUUCAUCUGUUUGAUCGUCAACUUAGUGGUUUAUCAGGUCGACCUAAGAAAAGCUGUUCUUUACAGCAAACCUGAGUAUUUUUCAUUUCCAAUCUACGAGAAGCCAUCCUCCGUGUCCAAUACAGAAAAACUGACGGUUGGUUUAUGGAACUCUGUCUUAGUUAUUUUCUCCAUCUUAGGUUGUGUUACUACUGCCACUUUGACCUAUAUGUACCAAAACUGCAAUUUACCAGGUGUCGGUGCCUAUACAUCUCUCCACAUGAAUAAACUUUGGUACCUCGCAAAUCCAAUAAAUCACUCGUGGAUAAAUAUUGUACUAUAUGCUGUUUUUAUUGAGCAUGUCAGUGUUGCUGUUUUCUUCCUUUUCUCUAGUAUUUUGAAGUCUUCUCAUGAUGAUGUUCCAAAUGGCAUUGUGCCAAUGCAUGUAGUAAACAUGCAAAACCCAUCAAAACAAGAAGUCUUUGAAAACAUUCCUUCUUCUGAUUUCAAUUCAAAUAACGAGAAAGAAUUGGUUCAAAGAAAAAGGUCUGCCAAUGAGAAUUUGCCCCAUGAAGCCAAUGAGAAACAGCCUGCCUUUUCUUCUAAUGGCUAUGAACCACAAGGUGCCGCGCAAUCCAAGAAUGAUCAAUCCUCUUCAUCCUCAGCCUCAGCUUCAUUAUCCUCUUCUUCUUCUGGUGGCAGAGCUGACGUAGUCAACUCUGUCGAUAACAAUACAGCCGAAUCUGCUGGUGAAAAGCCAUUGGCCGCAGAGAGUAAUGAAAAAAGAAACCCUUUGGUGAAGGUGUCCACCGUUGGCUCAUAUGGUGUUGCAGGCGCCACUUUACCGGAAACAAUUCCAACAUCUAAAAAUUACUACUUAAGAUUUGAUGAGGACGGUAAAUCCAUCAGGGAUGCGAAAUCCAGUGCAGAAUCUUCCAACGCCACUAAUACCAACACCUUGGGCACGGAAAGUAAGCUUUUGCCAAAUGGUGACGCGUCCGAUGCAUUUAGUAGAAAAAUUGAUCAAAUACCCAAAAUUGCUGUCACAGGUGGUGAAGAUAAUGACAACACUAAGGCCAAAGAUGAUGCUACGACCAAGAAUCCAGUAAUUAAAGAUGUGAACAUUAAGCCUGUCGUCGGCGCAGUUGCCAAUGAUGUUCAAUCGAAAGCUUCAAUGGCUACCGAGCUUACAAAGAGGACUGAAGUAAGCACUAAAAAUGGCCCAUCAAGAUCGAUUUCCACGAAGGAAACUAAAGAAUCUACAAGACCAUCGAAUAAAAAUAUUACUACCGAUGCUACUCAGCCCCACCAUCAUCACCACCACCAUCGUGAUGCCGGAGUGAAGAAUGCCACGAACAAUUCUAAGGCAACGGAAUCUUCUUCCUCUUCAUCAGCGACAAAGGGAAAACCAAAACACAAGAAGGGGCUAUUGCAUAAGCUGAAAAAGAAGCUUUAA